CUGGUUAACACUGAGGAGAGAAACUCCACACACAGACAGGAGCACGGCAGCGCCCGGGAUAACGUGAUUAGCGCUCUAUUAGGUCCGCUCCUGAGCGCAACUAGAUGGAGCGCAGAGAUCAUUGUGUGGGGAGAGAGAGGAGACACAGAGGAAACGCUUCAUCCGUCUCAUGGAUCUCCUUUGCUCCUUAUUGAUCUGCGUAAAGAAGUUACCCGCCGCCAGUUUUUUUAAUACCCGUCCGUCUCUGGCAUUGGAGAGGUCGUGUCCGCGCUCAUACGCACAGAUCAGAAGUGACACCCUUAUAAUCAGUGAGGGUUUAUCCUUGAGGAGGCAGUACACAAUGAAAAAGAAAAAUCCGGGAAAGCCUACGAGGAGUGAUUCAGUUCGUUCCCCUCUCAGUCCUGCUGCGAGCAACUAGCUCCGUCCUUCCUGUUGGAUGAUAUUUGUUAACCUCAGGUGAACUCACGGAGGAAGCAAGACAAUCUGCUCCGAUGGAGUUUAACGAGACCAACCAGACUGCUCCAAAUCAGGCCCCUUACAGCCUCGAGGUGUCCCUGCUGCUCACCGUGCUGGUGGGGAUCAUGAUUCUGUUGAUAGUGUUUGGUAACGUGCUGGUGGUCAUAGCUGUGUUUACAAGCCGGGCCUUGCGGGCCCCGCAGAACUUAUUUUUGGUGUCCCUGGCAUCGGCAGACAUUUUGGUGGCAACCCUCGUGAUGCCUUUCUCCUUGGCCAAUGAGCUCAUGGGAUACUGGUACUUCGGUGAGGUGUGGUGUGAGAUAUAUCUUGCGCUUGAUGUUCUUUUUUGCACUGCCUCCAUUGCCCAUCUCUGUGCAAUCAGCUUGGACCGCUACUGGUCCAUCACUCAGGCCAUCGAGUACAACCUGAAGAGGACGCCACGUCGCAUCAAGUGUAUCAUCUUCAUUGUGUGGGUCAUAGCAGCAGUUAUCUCCUUCCCACCUCUGAUCACCAUGGAGAAAGACAUCGGCAAGGACAACCCUGCCUGUGAGAUCAAUGAUAAUAAAUGGUAUGUCAUCUCCUCGUGCAUCGGCUCCUUCUUCCUCCCUUGUGUCAUCAUGGUGCUGGUCUAUGUGCGGAUCUACCAGAUCGCCAAAAAGAGGACGAGGGCACCACCAGGAGAUCGGAAGCGGAACCUGCCCAAAACGGCCACCGUUGCUGCCGCCGAUCAGAAGAACGGCCACCAGAAGCUGAACGGUGAACAGGACAUUGAGCUGAAGGAGGGACUGAAAGGAGAAGGGGGAGCAAAUGAGGAGAAAGGUGAAGUCAAUGGGGUGGACCUUGAGGAGUCAUCCUCCUCUGACCACAAAGUGAACAAUCCAUGCUCGAUUAAAAAGAAAUCCACAAAAUGCAAAACCAGACUGAGCCAAAUCAAACCGGGGGACAGUGACAUCCAAAAGCAGGUGCCAAGCACCAAGGGCAGCCGCUGGAAGGGACGCCAGAACCGGGAGAAACGCUUCACCUUCGUCCUGGCCGUGGUCAUUGGAGUGUUUGUCAUCUGCUGGUUUCCUUUUUUCUUUACAUACAUGCUGAAGACUCUGUGUGUGACCUGCCAGGUACCUGAGACCCUCUUCAAGUUCUUCUUCUGGUUUGGCUAUUGCAACAGUGCUCUGAACCCUGUCAUUUACACCAUCUUCAACAACGACUUUAGGAGGUCGUUCAAAAAGAUACUGUGCAGAAGGGACACUAGGAGAUACGUGUGACUGUCUCCAUCUUUAUGUACAUACUUCUUUUUUUUACUAUAUUGUGCAUAAGGUGUAAACACAUUGACCAUUGUGCAUAUAUCACCGGUUUGUGAGAGCUCUAGGUGUAACUGCUUGGAAAGGCCGGGGCGAGCUUUACAUGCUGCAUCUUCUUUUCAAAACAUCCACAGCUUCAACACAGAAAACAGUAAAAGUGAAAACGUGUUUUUAUCGUAACUGCUAUUUUUAUUUUUUUAUAAGAGUAAAAGUGAAAUCCACGACGUGUAUUGUAUUUUCUAGUACAGUAUAUUGUACAAUGACUGUCUAAAUAUUUGUCUCUAUUUCCGUUGUUAUGGACACAGUAUUGUACCAUUUUGUAUGAAAUGACGACAGCGGUUAGGAUGAUGAUGCUGACUUGUGGGAAAAAUGCAGAAUAAAUAAAAACCCUUUCCUGAAAUUGUC
Molecule: messenger RNA, 2159 nt
Organism: Mugil cephalus (flathead mullet)
Lineage: Eukaryota; Metazoa; Chordata; Actinopteri; Mugiliformes; Mugilidae
Gene: adra2a
Product: adrenoceptor alpha 2A
Exons: 2
Coding region: 492-1718 (408 amino acids)
Biological process (GO): adenylate cyclase-activating adrenergic receptor signaling pathway
Cellular component (GO): membrane
Molecular function (GO): adrenergic receptor activity
Source: RefSeq, a predicted model, not a curated record